AUGGCCCAACAAAGGACAUUGAAAGAGUUGGCAGUGCCAAAUCUUGACCAACAACCACUUUGCAUCCAGUAUCCACCGUUGGAUGUAAACUUUGAGCUAAAAUCGGGCCUCAUCCAUUUAUUGCCUUCUUUCCAUGGGCUGCCUGGUGAGGAUCCGAAUAAACAUUUGAAGGAGUUUCAUAUUGUCUGUUCUAGUAUGAAACCCGCUGCAGUGACUGAGGAACAAAUUAAGCUGCGAGCUUUUCCUUUCUCCCUAAAGGAUGCAGCUAAAGAGUGGUUGUACUAUCUUCCACCUGGUACUGUUGAAACUUGGAAUGGUAUGAAAACUAUGUUCCUAGAACGAUACUUUCCAGCAUCUAAAGUUGGAAGCAUCAGGAAAGAGAUCUGUGGUAUAAGGCAGUAUACAGGAGAGUCUUUGUAUGAAUAUUGGGAGAGAUUUAAGAGGUUUUGUGCUAGUUGCCCUCAUCAUCAGAUUAGUGAACAACUCCUCAUUCAAUACUUUAAUGAAGGAUUACAAUCACUGGAUAGGAGUAUGAUUGAUGCAGUCAGUGGGGGCGCACUAGUUGAUAAGACUCCUGCUGCAGCCAGGACCUUGAUUUCUAAUAUGGCUGCUAACUCACAACAGUUUGGCAUUCGUCAAGAUCCUAUUCCACCACCCAAAUUAGCUAAUGAAGUGCGGCCAUGUGGAAUCUGUCAAGUUGUGGGGCACCCUACUGAUACGUGCCCUACUCUAGUGGAGGGAGAAACUGAGGGUGUUAACGCUGUAGGAAAUUUCCCUGGUCAAUUACGUCAGAUGUAUUAUGAACCAUUUUCACAAACUUAUAAUCCUGGCUGGCGUGAUCACCCAAAUCUUCGUUAUGGGAAUCAACAACAAAUUGCUCCACAACCAACAUCAGCAAGACCACCUGGUUUCACUUUGCAACAACGGUCUCAAAAUAAUUAUCAAACCACCCAAGCUUCCAUCAAAAGUUUGGAGAAUCAGGUGGGACAAUUAGCAGCAUCAUAUAACCGGUUGGAAGCUCAUCUGUCAAAUAAAUUGCCUUCACAACCUGAGAUGAAUCCCAAGGAGAAUGCUAGUGCAGUAACUUUGCGAAGUGGGACGCAAUAUGAUCCACCUAGUCCUCCAAUGCCCAGUAAAUUGUCAUCCAAGCCACAAGUUGAUUGCUCAGUUAAUGAAGAUGUUCCUCCAGAACCAACCACCCCUACACAAUUAAGCCCUAAGCCUACUUUUGUCAUUCCACCUCCAUUCCCAAGCAGACUAAAGAAGACUAAAAAAGAAGAGAAGUGGUGGACCACCGAGCAGCAGACUGCAGAAGACACCAUUAAAGCUCUGACUGAGGAGGUAAAACAAUCGAAAGAAUAUCUGGAAAAGGCAGCUAAGUUGGUGGAGAAACACAAAACUGCUCCCCAGACUAAUCACGAUGAGGCUGUAAAGCUAGAGAAAGAUCUGAUUGAGAGUAGGAAAAAGUCAAAUAAGCUCGAGGAGAGGAAUAAUAAAAAUGCCAACUUUGAUUCUCUACCUGAGCAGAUAAAGCAAGAAGAACUUGAGAAGUGUGCUGCUCGGUUGCCCGAAGAAAACAAUCCGUCUACUUCUCCAAAAAUCUCUCUGGCUACUGAUAUUAAUGGAGAGGAUGAAACUGGCCCUACUGUCGACUAG
This is a messenger RNA of Humulus lupulus (European hop), 1656 nucleotides long. RefSeq lists its product as uncharacterized. The record is from RefSeq and is a predicted model, not a curated record. Bases 1 to 1656 code for a protein of 551 amino acids. The transcript has 5 exons. Lineage: Eukaryota; Viridiplantae; Streptophyta; Magnoliopsida; Rosales; Cannabaceae.